AUGUCCAACAGCCUGGAAGCAAAGAUCGUGGUCCUCGGUAGCCAAGGAGUUGGAAAAACUUCUCUCGUCCACCGAUAUGUCAAAAACGCUUUUACACCUCCCACGACACAGUCCACCGUGGGUGCUUCCUUCUUGACGAAGAGGGUUGUGGAUAUCGACACCUCCACAGUGGUUCGGUUACAGAUAUGGGAUACCGCAGGCCAGGAGCGCUUCCGGUCCAUAUCCAAGCUGUAUUAUAGGGGCGCAAACGCUGCGGUAUUAUGUUACGACAUCACCGAUCCAUAUUCGUUCGAGGAAAUGGGCCGCUGGUUCAAGGAACUCAAGACAAACCUCGGAGAGGACGUGAUCCUCCAUGUGGUAGGAACAAAGUCAGACGUCGUAGCCGAAGACCCUACCAAGCGAAAAGUGCCCUUCGAGCGCUGCAUCGAAUACGUCGCCGAGAACCUCCAUCCCACACAAACCGGUCAACCACACAGUGCUGCAGCAAGCGGUUGGGGCUCUGUACCGGCAGCCUUCCACAGCGGUAUGGCGUCGCCACAGAGCAACCGAUCGAGCGGCUUCUGGGGACAAGACCUGGGCUGGGACUGUUGUCAUGAGAUCAGCGCCAAAGAUGGCGAGGGUGUAGACGAAGUCUUUCGCGUGAUCACCCGCAAGCUCGUGGAACAGCAGCAGAAGAAGCUCGAGGAAGAACAACGGCAGUACGCCAUGGCUGGGGUGACACCAGCCAUGGACAACAACGGUAAUGUCGCUGGAUACUUUGAUUACCCUGGAACGGGUAAUGGAAGCUUCCGCUUAGGCACUGGCGACAAGAGGCGAAGCUGGCUGGGCUUCCCUACUACACCCAACGUCGCUGGACAUCAGCAAGAUUGGGAAGAAGACAUCAACCGCGCGCAGAAGAGCAAGAGUGGCAGGUUUCUGAGCCUUCUGAGAUUGACCAACACAGUCGAAGACUUCCCUAGAGGAUAUCCAAGCCUGGCAGCGUUUCAAUCCAGUAAACCGGAGUUCUCCAUCUACCGAUCUUUCCACUAUCUCCACUGGCGUGUUAUAUUGGAGCUACAGGAUCAACUCUGUGAGCUUGAAGACGACCUUGCACUAUUGGAUGACUUUGAUGCACAGUCUGCAGAUCAGCAGCAAAGAAAUCGAAUCAGGUCGCGCCGUGCGGACGCAGAUAUAGCUCGCCUAGAGUACCAAAAUCGUGAGAACCUUACAGACGUUGGCCGGUCCGUCAAUGCAGGAGAAAACCAGUCUGGUGUUCAAUCUGAAUAUAUACCCAACGAUACGACAAUAUGCCAGUCCGGUCUCAGCGAACACGCCAGUCUGCUUGCAGAGAUCCAAAAGAAACUCAUGCAAUACGAUGAUGUCCUGACCAAAACACGCGAGCUUGCCGAAUUCCAGCGACCAAGCGAACGCGAACGUAGCCACCUCUGCUACUGGAACAAUUACACUAGGCCUUUGUCAGACUACGAGGAGGAAUGGUUCACAAAAAUGCGAGACGAUCUCGUCAUCUUGAAGCCGAGGCGUGAUUCUAGUAAUAUCGACGAAUGGAUCGAGAGAAUUAUGGACAAGAUGCCCCAACGUGCCGUUGCUUACUUCGUCAGGACCGGACCGGACCCUGAAGAACGGGCGCGUUUACGGUUCUACCACGUCGCCCGAGUCCAACGCCUUGCCGUCCUCAUAAUCGUCACAAUCAUCAUCCUCCUCCUGGCUACACCUGUCUCCAUCAUGUAUCGCAUAACAUGGAACAACACUCGCUCCAGCACCUUCCUCAAUAUAGGGCUCUUGAUCGUCUUUUCGCUGUUGUUCUCCGCAUCGAUGGGUCUUCUUACCAAGGCAAAGCGAGCCGAGCUUUUCGCUGCGACUGCGGCAUACUGUGCUGUGCUCAUUGUCUUCAUUGGAAACUUUAGUAGUAAUACGACGUAG
Molecule: messenger RNA, 1920 nt
Organism: Alternaria incomplexa
Lineage: Eukaryota; Fungi; Ascomycota; Dothideomycetes; Pleosporales; Pleosporaceae
Exons: 4
Coding region: 1-1920 (639 amino acids)
Molecular function (GO): GTP binding; GTPase activity
Source: RefSeq, a predicted model, not a curated record